Molecule: messenger RNA, 1092 nt
Organism: Nerophis ophidion (straightnose pipefish)
Lineage: Eukaryota; Metazoa; Chordata; Actinopteri; Syngnathiformes; Syngnathidae
Exons: 8
Coding region: 375-998 (207 amino acids)
Source: RefSeq, a predicted model, not a curated record
GCCUCUUGACACCCUUUCUCUUUUUUUGUUUUUAUUCUAGUGUUGCACCUGUGCUUGACUGUCAGGACUGAGUGCCAGCGCCUCCCCAGGAGGGGACAACAGCUCUGUGACAAAGGUCCCUGGACACAGCCCUGCCGGGACCCCCAGAUGUCCAACCAGGAGAGGCAUGGAGGAAAGCUACGAGACUUUUGAAGAAGAGCUAGGACGGUCGAGAGAAGAUUUUCCUCCGCGGAAGCCCGUUCGACAACACCCAAGACCAGCUGGUCAGGUUUCGGGGGGCAGCAGCCUAAGCAGGGAAGCCCAGACUUUCCUCUCCUCAGCCACUUUGUCCAGCACUUCCCAGGGGAUCCCGAGGGGUUCCCAGGCCAGCCGAAAUGUACAUCAGCAGGAAAGUUAGAGAGGAAAUGUCUGCAGCUCCUCAGCAACCAAAAAUAGAGCCAAAGACCUUACCGAGGGAACCGAGCGCUCCCAAGAAACUUCCUUUACAUAAAAGCACAUCCAUGCAGAAUGUGAGCCAGAGUGAAACACCGUGGGAAAACGUCACACUCAACCGCUGUCUGUUUGUGGCCAUCACCAUCCUGGUGCUCACUUCAGGGAUGCAGAGACUUCACGAGGCUCUGCGUGGUCGGGAGGGCACGGAAGAGGAGGAAAAGGUGGAAUUGACUGAGGGACAUCCAUCCUCAUUACCACACAGAGGAAAACCACCACAGCAUGAGACAACGCUAUGGGAAGUUUUUUUUUGGUGGCUGCCAGACCUUGACAAUGAUGUUGGGAAACGACAGGAGAGGAAGGGAGGUCUCCGAAACAAACCAGUCCCAGACAAAAAACUCAUGAAACAUCGAGAGGGGACAUUAAAGAGCAGAAGAGCCAACAAAAGCAAACGUCAACAGGCUAAAGACAAGAGCAAAAUGGAAGAAUUGAAGACACCGGAGGAGGAAAAAGAGGAGGUACCUGACACUAAGACACGGGAAAAGAAAAAAGCGACUCAAAAAGGAUGAUUUGUCUUUCUUGGUGUCGACAAAUUGUUGCGGUAUUGCCCACAACUUCUUAUGAAUAUAGCUUAAGUAAUGGAAUUAAAAGCUCCAAAAUGUG